AUAAGUCGUUUGGGCAAUUUUUUCUUUAUUUAUUAAUGUCAUGUGUAUAAAGAUAAUGUACUCACCUAUUAAUGAACAUUUAAAGAAAAAGACAUUUGAUUGUCGAUUGAAGACUUUAUGUAUAAGAAUCAAAGAUAAGUUGAGAACUAGUGAGAAAAGUAGAAGGUUGGGUGUCCCUCUGAUGACGGUUGCAGGAAGGUGCCAUCACAAUAAAAAUUGUACGCAACACGCAACAGAAAUAAAUCUUGGACCAGAGUGAAAUAAUACAAGUGUACGGUUACCAGUUAUCAAAGUUUAAAUAUUAUUUAUUAUCUCUAUUAUAUUAACUGUAAUUAAUUCUGAUGUUUGAUAUUCGUAUUAUAAAUAUGUAUAAUUGGUUUCUUUUCUGGUAAAUUACUUAGUGUUGACGUUUGAUAUUCUACGAAAAUUGGACUAUUUAAUUUAUCAUAUUACUUACAAUUUCAGAAAUAUUACAUUAUAAAAUAUAUACAUAUAUUCGUUGCAUUAUAUUAUCCUGAAGAGUUCAAAUAUUUAAAAUAAUUUAUCGUAUAUCUUUUUUUAGGUCUGGGUUAGGGUUAAAAAGUAGAACAAUAAUAAAUAAUGAUAAAUAAUAAUGAAAAUAAUAAUUACAGAAAUAAAAAUGUUCAAGCACUUUAAGAUUAAUUAAAAAACAUUUUCCAUAAUAAGUGACAGAGGAAAAAGAGAAAAUCCUACUUUGUGUACAAAAUCUUUUACAGAAUAUAUGACUGUAUUUGCAUCGGUAUUAAUAAAAAAUUUCAUACUGGCAAAUAUCUUAUGAACGAAGGGAUUAUAUUAAUUUUUUAUUUGUUAAACGAAAAUAUUUUUUGACGGCUAACAUUUGUAAAUAUUUAAAUGAUUUAUUUUUGACAAAGACAAAUCUCUACACAUUUUUUUUCUAAAAUAUUGGUAAUAUAUAAUAUCGUCAAAGAAAAGAAAAAUUAUAUUUGUAUAAUUUUAACUGGUGACUAUCGUGCAAGAUUUAAUACAUAAUUGACAAUGUCAAAAUAUUGUGACAUAUGUUCGAUAUACUUUCAAAAUGAGUAUGCCUUGCAAGGUCAUCUUGUAGGUAAAAAACAUUUGAAAAGACAUCAACUGGCUCAAAUCAUGGAAAUGUCAAUUGUUGUAUCACCCUUGCCAAAAUUUAUUUAUGGGCACAAACUUCUUCAACUUUUCGCAAAAUUUGGUACAAUUAAACACCACCGAUUUCAUCAAGAUUGUCUUACUAUACAAUAUUGCGACAGAAAAUCUGUAGAAGUUGUACUAAGUAAACCUAUUUGGGUACAUAAUGUAUUAUUGAAUAUAGAAAGAAGAGUAUUUACUAAUCAUACAGAGAAAAUGAAAUCAGCGAAGGAAAAUAAAAGUGAAAUAUGUUAUGAGAAUAUAAAACAUAUAUUUCAAGAAGAAACUACAUUUGAUAAUCAAUUAGUAACACUUUUAAAUACAACGCAACUUACUGAGAUGGAAGUUAAAACAAAAUAUGAAUGCAUUUGUGUGCACCUAUGCAUGAUACUUAAAACAGUAUUCCCUAAGUGUGAAGUGUACAAAUUUGGUUCAACUCGAACAGGACUAGGAUUUAAAGAUUGUGAUUUAGAUAUAUAUGUAGACAUUGGCAUGCCAAUAUUUGAACCUAAUAAAAACGCACCACGAACUUCAUGGACUAUGCAAAAAAUUUUUACAAACGUAAAAACAAUUUUAUACCGAAUGAAUACCACUUUUUCUUGUAUAAUACCAAUUUUGAAAGCUAAAACACCCAUUAUAAAAUGUUGUUACGUCCGAACAAAUGUUUUUUGUGAUAUUUCGUUUAAAAAUAGUUUAGGUAUAUAUAAAAGUGAUUUGUUAAAACAUUGCAUUUCUCUCGAUGGUAGAUUAAAGCCGUUAAUGAUGCUUAUUAAAUAUUGGGCACUGCAUUUUAAAAUAUCAGGUACUGGAAAAAUAUCUAGUUAUGGUUUGAUGUUGUUAAUUAUCUUUUAUCUUCAACAGCCGUCGAUUAAUAUUAUUCCACCUUUGAUCAAACUUAAGGAAACUUGCCAACCGCAAAUUAUAAAUGGGUGGCAAGUUAAUUUUGACAAAGAUGCAGUGUUACCUCCAGUUACUAAUACAAGUAGCAUUCCACAACUCCUUCAUGGUUUUUUUGAUUUCUAUGCAAAUUUUGAAUUUAAAUCACGAGUAGUCUGUCUAUUAGAUGGAAUGGUACAUACAGAAUCAGAAUUUAAAGAUACUGAAAAUCUACCACAAUAUAUGGAUAGGUAUAAAGCGUGUGUAGAAGAAGAUGACAAUCUUAAGUUAGUUACCAAUCUAAUGUGUAUCCAAGAUCCUACAGAACUUAAUGAUAACGCUCUAAAAAGUACACCAUUUUCAAUAAUUGACACUUUCCAACAAUAUUGUGAGCUUGGUGCUCAAGUUUGUGCAGCAAAUAGUAAAGAUGAUGGUAAAGAUUUAUUGAACACCUUGUUUACCACAGAGCUAAAAAAGAAAACUACCAACCAUAAAUUUGUAGCUGUAAUUUGUACAAAUCACUUACAGAACCUUAAUAAAUCAAAUACAACGGAUGCAUCUACAGAUACAAAAAAAUUUAAAUCUGCUGAGAUCGAUUAUUAUGAUACCAUUUGUAACAUAACUAAAGAUAUUUUUGAAAAUGUUUUCAAAAUGCAGGUUGAGACUGUUACUGCUAGCGAAGAAGCAAAACAAAACACUGAAAUGCAUUGUAUUGGUUCUCAGUGCGUAUGGCGGAAUAGAAAAAUGAAUGGCAUUGUUUUAGAUCCUAGUUUGAGUUGUUUGGAAAAAGAAGCUUUUAUAUCGGAACAAACUAUCGAAAAUAAUAAGAAAAAAGCAACAAGUAAAGUAAACUUAGAUUUGACGUAUACGCUCAAGAAAAAGAAGUUACAUUCCCCGAAGGUAAUCUUAACUGUAAGUAAUCAAAAUGGUGCUGAAAGUGUUUUUCAAGAAUUUACAAAUUUUGCUAAAAGUAAAUUACUCAAGAUAAUAGACCAAACAUUGCUACGCAUGCAAUGCAAGUGCUAGGCCCCCUUAAAUUAUAUGUGAAUAAUAUGAACAGAUAUUAAAUAUACAAUUAUGGACCAAAGCUAUUAGAGGUGUGCAAGACUCUGAAAAUGUCAGGAACCCAUAAUAUACAUUAUAGUAUGAGGUUUGUGGAGAAAGUAGGCCACUGUAUAUGAUCGUGAGUGUAUGUUUGCCCCAUUAGAGUUAGAUACACCAGAUAUGUAAAACAUGCCAAAAAGAAUUGUAGUAUAGAAUUGUAGUAGAUAUUAAAGUAUUCGUUAUUGUUCUAGUCAUUAUAUGUAAUUUAUUUAUAAUACUACCAUAAACAUAACAGUUAUAAAAACUGUUGAAUGAAAAUAAUUUACCAAAUGUAUUACUAAAGAAUAUAUUUUAUUUUAAAUUAACGGGUAGAAAAGCUAAUUUCUCCACGUUUUUCACAAGUACCCUUACUCUCUGCUGUGCUGCAUUUUGUAAUAUUAAAUUUAUUAUUUAAAAAGUUGAGCAACUUUAAUUUUCAUAUUCAUUAUUAUGAUUAUGCUCAUUUUUUGUUUUAUCUUAUGUUCUUUAAAACAAUUGAUUGCUUCCUGCUUCUCUUUGUGUUAUAAGAAAUGAUGUUUAACUUGUGGAUCCAAUAGCAUCGUUUGCAUUAAAAUAGUAUUUAGUUACUAAGCUAAAAUUUUGAACAUCGUCGAGGGUUUCGGAACCCGUCCCAACCCGAACCGAUAUUUUCGGGUUCUUGCACAUCUUUAA
This is a messenger RNA of Colletes gigas, 3771 nucleotides long. Its product is annotated as speckle targeted PIP5K1A-regulated poly(A) polymerase-like. Gene Ontology annotation, biological process: mitochondrial mRNA polyadenylation; mRNA 3'-end processing. Gene Ontology annotation, molecular function: nucleic acid binding; poly(A) RNA polymerase activity. The coding region runs from base 1018 to 3042 and encodes 674 amino acids. The record is from RefSeq and is a predicted model, not a curated record. The transcript has 4 exons. NCBI's taxonomy places the organism in Eukaryota, Metazoa, Arthropoda, Insecta, Hymenoptera, Colletidae.